Acaulospora morrowiae is the source of this 963-nucleotide messenger RNA. The record is from the annotation of a GenBank genome assembly. Lineage: Eukaryota; Fungi; Glomeromycota; Glomeromycetes; Diversisporales; Acaulosporaceae.
AUGACCGGUUUGGGUGAAAAAGUUUCAACAAAGACAACACCUUCCACGUCCAGUUCAUGGAGUCUAAGCUCUCUCUUUAAUGGAAUAACGGAGUACCGAAAGAAACUUAACUUGCCCAAUCCGGGCACUUUUGAGGGUCUACAUCGAGAGGUGAAAGCCACAUUCCUUACAAACUACUUGUUCGAUGGUGGGAGGGCCGAUCUCACCAAAGUCCUAUCACAAAAUCUUCAAGUCACACACUCAUUUUCCAUGGGUUCAACGCUAGCUGCACCAAUGUACAACUUUGGGGCUGCUUACAUUGGAGAAAAGGCCUUUCUCCACGGUACCAUUGACACGGAUGGAACCUUAACUGCACGCACGAAUUAUGCAUGGAAUGCAAAGAACGUGACCAAAAUUCAAGCCCAUAUAUCACCAUCUCCAGGGCAUUCAAUGCUUCAACUGGAACAAGACUACCAAGGAUCCGAUUAUUCCAUUAAUUGCAAAACCAUUAAUCCUUGGCCAGUUGAGAACACCGGUAUCUUUUUUUUAAGUUAUAUCCAAUCUGUGACGCAAAAACUCGCUUUGGGCGUUGAAACCGUAUACCAGAGACCAACAUCAGACAUCGAGGAAUGUAGCAAAUCCUUGGUUGCGAAAUAUAGCGGAGAAAAUUAUAUUGCAACAGUCCAGUGGCAAGAAAUUGGUGCGUUACAAGCAUCAUAUUAUCAGAAGCUAAACGAAAAAGUGGAUUUUGGAACCGAGCUUCAAAUCUACGCUGCCGCAGGACGAAGAGAAGCUUUAUGCACUGUAGGUGGUAAAUUCGAUUUCAGGGCGGCAACGUUUAGGGGACAGGUGGACACCUCGGGUCGCGUGUCUGUGGUGAUAGAACAGAAAAUAACUCCCGGAUUUAGUUUUCUCAUCACGGGUGAUAUUGAACACAUGAAGGGCACAUCACGGUUUGGCGUAGGCAUUCAGUUGGAAGCAUAA